Messenger RNA from Cylindrotheca closterium, 1173 nucleotides. The record is from the annotation of a GenBank genome assembly. Lineage: Eukaryota; Bacillariophyta; Bacillariophyceae; Bacillariales; Bacillariaceae.
AUGAACGCAAACACAGUUGUACCAUCGCCUGAUUCCACUGAAGCGGAGGAAAAGAAAACCGUUGUUUGCAAUCCAGCACGCAGCGGGGGACGACAAGAUGCUACAUUUCAUGACUUCAUGACUGACAAGGGGCAAAAGCAGAAGUAUUUGCAGUUGAAAAGUGGCGGGAAAGCCAAGAAACAAGACCUCGACACGUUUCUAGAUGCUAUGUUUAAAACUGCAAAAGAGCGCUUUAGUUUUGUGUAUCAAGACGGAAAGAAUGAGGUUGAAGAUGAAAAAAUCAAACAAAAGAUUGAAAAGUGGUAUUACAACCAAAAACCCAAUCUUUCGAGAAUUAUCAGCAAUUUUGCCAAGCAGCUUGACAAGCAUCUUGCUAUUCUCUCAAAGGCGUGUGAUGAGGCAGUGAGUCUUGGACUGGAUUCAACCAAAUUGCAAGAAGUGAACAAAAGGUACGAGCAGUUCAUCUCAGCCGCGAUCCAGCAAAACCAGCUUCCUUCGGAGCAGAAAGACAAAAACGAGAAAGGUAUCGGUACAUUUGAUACAAAAGAUUCUAUCAGAAAAUACAGUGCUGAUGCUAAGCAAGGUACAACUAUACCAAGUGAAGUCGUUGGGAGUCUAGCCCAAAGCAUCGACGGCAUCACAUUGCAGACUCACAACACAACGGAAGCGAUCAAUCGAAAGCUCGACAUCGUACGGGCAACAGACCCUUCUUCCUGGAAAACCAGUGCUUUCACUCCUAUUUUAGGAAAACGAUUGAAAUUUCUCAAAUCUACGCUGAACGAUAGUGGUCAAUAUUACGGAAUGCUCAACGAAGCUGGUCAACCAAAUGGAUUCGGAGUGGCGGCAUAUUUUACUGGUAAUUUCUUCUUCGGACAAUGGAAAAAAGGUAGACGUGUGGCUGGAUAUUAUGUCCACAAGUACGAGUAUGACACAUUAGAUGAUCGAAAACUAAUUCAACGCCCAUACCCAAUUAUUUAUAAAGGAGCCUGGAAUGAGAAAGGCAACACGCUCGACGACUACUGGCUGUAUUUUGGUGGUGAUUGGGUGUCUUCCAACGGAACCAACAACGGAAGUGGAAGUGGAAGGAAGCGUGCAAGGGAGGACCAAGAGCCUGAACUCGAGGAAGUCUUUGAUAGAAAGGUUUAUCCUUUGCCCGACACUUUGCAAUUUUAA